Molecule: messenger RNA, 372 nt
Organism: Auanema sp. JU1783
Lineage: Eukaryota; Metazoa; Nematoda; Chromadorea; Rhabditida; Rhabditidae
Source: the annotation of a GenBank genome assembly
AUGAGUUUCAAUAAUUUUGCUUUGUCUCUCGACAUACCAGAGCCGAAUGGGAGUAGCGAACCACCUUUGGGCAAUGCAGCCUUCUUACCUCUAAGUUUAGAUUUGAACUUAGCUUGCUCUGAAGAUCCAAGCGUAGCCGUUAAUCAUGACCCUGUUGACCAUUGCACAAGAGAGUUGGAGGCUAUCAAAAAAGAGUUUGAGGGAAUGAAAGAAGAGGAGGAUGCUGAUCAUGGAGAUGAUCAUAUUAACAGCCAAACAAGUUACCCUAAUGCUACAUGCUUCGAAAGGAUAGAGCAUAAUGAGCCCCCCAAACUAUCCUUCAACUUCUCUCAAGGAACUCUAACUCUCGAGGUCCCUGAGUUUGGUUGUUGA